Molecule: messenger RNA, 315 nt
Organism: Paramecium octaurelia
Lineage: Eukaryota; Ciliophora; Oligohymenophorea; Peniculida; Parameciidae
Source: the annotation of a GenBank genome assembly
AUGAAAUUCUUUUUGACAUUUGUUUUUGCCAUUUUAGCAUUGCAAAAACCAACAGAUCCAGACAAUAAUUGUGUUUUCUAUAAGUGUCCUGAUGAAUGGAGGACUUGCAUAGCAAAUAAUACUUGCGAAAAGCACCUAACAUAAUGUGUCACUAUUUAUUAGAGGUUCUAAGAAAUGCCCUAUGCAUUAGGACAAUUCUAUAAUUGUUUGGUAGAUGAUGAUAAUACUCGAUUGUUAUAUCGAUGUGUAAGAUAGAAAUGCAAUACUCCUAUUAGCAAUUGUUUGAUUGAAGCAUUUACAAAACGACUCACGUGA